This is a messenger RNA of Miscanthus lutarioriparius, 768 nucleotides long. Lineage: Eukaryota; Viridiplantae; Streptophyta; Magnoliopsida; Poales; Poaceae. The record is from the annotation of a GenBank genome assembly.
AUGUUGGGAGAGAGAGAAGAGAGUCCAGACUUCUCAUGGCCGUUCAAGGGAAUGAGAAGGAGUUUCAAUUGCAAAGGUGGUGAAGAGAUGGAUAGGAAUCACUUUGACAUUGGUUCGGAGGAGGUGAUGGAUCAUGCUAGUAGUAGGAACAAUAAAGAUCAUAAGAAGCAAGCACCUAGCCUCAAGAGGGUAUCCUUCGCGACGCCUAUUGCUCAGGUCAUGGGGGAACAUGCACCUACUAUUGCUGAUGAUGGGCGUCUCAUCCUGCCAGUUGUGAUCCCAUGCAUGUUGUUCGAAUCUCACCUCUACACAACUGUGCAAACUACCCAACAUCCUACUCCGUUGCCUUCGUACCUUAAUGCAAGCUCAUGGUUAAUGGAGAUGCCAAUACCAUCUUAUAAAGAUUGGGAACCACCAACAGAGGCGUCGACAAAAAUCCUAGAAGGUGGUACGACAACACUAGUGGGUGAAGAUGAGGAAGCAAUGCACCCAACAUGUUCUGCAGUGGAACCAGUGUGCAACUUAAGGGAGGCUGUGGAUGUUGCUGAUGGCAAGGCAUCAUCGCUUGGGGCUAGUUUGGGAGGCUUACCACCUCUAGAGACUGGAAUACCGAAGCUUGUUGUGGACCUAGGACACACUGAUCUACAUGAUAAUGGUUGGAAAUCUAUCAAUGAUCAAAAUGCCACCUCUUCUAGACUACAGGAGCCGGCUAUCCCUGAAGUUCCUUCCAAGGUUGUUGAGAUUGAGUUGGAUAACACUUUACCAUAA